AAGUCAGAUGGGUGAGUCUUCACCCAAGAUGCUUUGGUGCCAUGAGGCGACUUGGUGUUCUGGCAGGUCUGGGCACUGGGGCCGCGCAGGCCGUUUUCGGAAGCCCGGGCCCGGAGCAAGAGUUCGGGAUUGACUGGCUGGAGGGCUGGCACUCGCAGUAUGGCCAAGACCGCAAGAUCAUGCGGUGGUUCUACAGUGAGGAGCCGGGGUCCAGGUGGUACAUGGCAGCUGCGGGCCAAACGCUGCGGCAAGGCGUGUUCGUGGAUCUGGGCGCCGGGGACGGCGUGGAGAAGAGCAACAGCCUGGCCUUCGAGGAGAAGUUGGGGUGGACGGGUCUGCUGAUCGAGCCCAUGCCUGCGGCCUUUCGAGAGCUGCAGAAGAACCGGCCCAAGGCCAAGACGGUGAGGGCCUGCGUGGCGGGGGCCACAGGGGACAAGGACUUCGUGGAGGACGGGCUGAACAGCGGCACCACCAGCCGCCAGCAGCUCACCGCCGCCUCCGCGGCCGUGACGCGGCUCCGGUGCCGCAGCCUCGGGGACCUCAUCGACGAGCACCUGGGCGAGAUGGGCGCGCACAUCGACUACCUCUCCCUGGAUACGGAAGGCUCGGAGUUGGAGAUUUUGAGAUCCUUCAACUUCCAGAAGCAUCGGGUGGAUGUCAUCAGCGUCGAGGUGGAUGACAUUUUGCCCGAGGUCAUGUACAAGCGACUGUCGGACCGGCUCCGAAGGAACAACUACGCGUAUUUGGAGAGACUGGGCGCUGACGAGAUUUGGGUGAGGCAAUUGGGCUUCCAUCCAGAUCCCACCUGCCUGUUCUCUUUGCCUUUGCAGUUGGACACGGUUCCAGCAUCGGUUCCUGAUGUCGGCUGGGGCGGCCUCCGCAGAGUGCUGAAGAAGUUUCUGGUUUCUUUGGGCUCCGGGUUGGGCGAGCUCGGAUCCGCGGGCGCCUUUCUGGAUCAGUGGGCCACCGGGGAUCUGCGCGACUGGAGCGCGCAGUGCCCUGCGGGGAUGCUGUCGCUGGGCCUGGCCUUCUCCCUGACGCGCACGCGGGACAACGCGGCCCCAAGGGACCGGCAGAGCUUGGCCAACGAGCUGCGGCACCACACGGUCUUCCACUGGAACGACCAGCUGCAGGCGGUGAUGCGGACCUUGCGGCACAGCGACCUGGUGAAGGCGUCGGAGCUGGCCGGGGAGGACUUCCACUUUCGCGCGCCGCUGGGGAGGCUCUGGCACCUCACCAGCUUCGAGCAGAUCCUGGAGGCUGACUGGCCGUUCUUCGGGCUCUUGUCGUUGGCAAGCAAGCAAGCGGCACUGACGCCGCAGGUGGUGGAGCAUUUGCACAUCAAGGGCAUCGAGGAGAUUCGGCCUCUGCCUAUGCCUCGGAUCCGUUGCAUCCUGCGGGUCGGCAACCACAUCUCCCUGGAGCAGAAGCUGCCGGUGAAUUUCCGGUCCAAGCGGAAGUCCACGCCUCAGCUCCUGUUGAGCACGGACGCCUGCAGUCUGCUGGGCACGGCGGCCUCCAACUUCCACCACGCCCGGCGCGAGGUGCGGCGGCUGCUGGCCACGGAGCCGAAGGAGCGGCAGCGCUACGACCGCCUGGUGAACUGGACCUGCGAAGGAGCCGCUUCGCGGAGGAGUCUGUCGCCCGGCCAGUGCCAGGAUCUGAGCCUGUCGCAGUGCCUGGGCCUCGACGGCACCUUGGCGGUGCCCGCCUGCAGGCUGCAGCCCCGGGCGCUGGGCGGCCUACGGCUGCGGCGGAAGAUGCGACUGGACGCCACCCGCGUCAGCAGCUGGGUGGACCAGGGCGAGCGCCUCUUCCGAGUCUUCGUGGAGAGGCACGGCCUGUUCCUCGCCUUGUGGGCCGCCGCGCAGCCCGAGCUGGCGCCUGUGAGGGGCGCCACAGCCGGAGCUGAGGCGGAGGAGGCUGAGUGGCCAGACCCCGAGGAGGUGAAGCUGAGGGAGACCAUGUUCGACGUGCUGCACAGCUUGCAGCAGGAGAUCUCCUGGGACAUCUGAGAUCAGCUGAAAGGAGAAGACCUCGGGGCCUUGGCCGAGGCGAAUGCCCUAAAACUGGGCUGCUUCUCAACUAAACAUAGGUGCUGUGCCUAGCAAAAAAAGCGAGCAAGGUGGAUGUCCUAAAUGGGCU
Messenger RNA from Effrenium voratum, 2145 nucleotides. Lineage: Eukaryota; Dinophyceae; Suessiales; Symbiodiniaceae. The record is from the annotation of a GenBank genome assembly.